AUGGAAAAAAUAAAUAAUUCCUCCAAUUCUUUAAUUCCCUCCUCCAACAACAAUACCCUCCUCAUUCCAACAAAUUCCUCCUCACAAUUUAUUUUAAAUGAGGAUCAGUUAGACCAAUUAUCUAACCAAUUAAAGUUGUUAAGUAUUAAUGAUGUGGAUAUCAACAAAGUUUUGAAAAAAUUAAAAACCCUCAAAAAGGAGGUGGGGAGAACUUUUUUUGAAAAUUAA
This is a messenger RNA of Meloidogyne enterolobii, 228 nucleotides long. NCBI's taxonomy places the organism in Eukaryota, Metazoa, Nematoda, Chromadorea, Rhabditida, Meloidogynidae. The record is from the annotation of a GenBank genome assembly.